UAAAAUUAUCCACUUUCAACCGUAUAAUGAUACAUAUCCAGAUUCCUUUAAAAAAAAAUUGGUAAUCAUCCAGAUAAAAACCAUUCAAACAAAGGAUAUUCACUGCUUAUACGAUAAACAUAAUUUUUUAUGGAUAAGAAUGAAUACAAAUUUAAUGUAAUUUUACCAUGCUAUAUAAGAUCCCGACACUACUUCAUUCUGAAACACACUGAGCAAACAAUUCACAAAUAAACAUGGCUUCCCAAAAAUAUUUUGUGUACGUUUCUUUGUUACUUUGUUUUAUUUUCUUAGUCACUAAUGCAGUUGAAGUAACUCAUGAUGGAAGAGCCAUCAAAAUUGAUGGAAAAAGAAGAGUUCUUAUUUCUGGAUCAAUUCAUUAUCCUAGAAGCACACCUCAGAUGUGGCCUGAUUUGAUUAAAAAAGCUAAAGAAGGUGGAUUGGAUGCAAUUGAAACAUAUGUUUUUUGGAAUGCACAUGAACCAAUUCGUCGUGAGUAUGAUUUUAGUGGCAAUAAUGAUCUCAUUAGAUUUCUCAAGACUAUUCAAGAUGAAGGACUUUUUGCUGUGCUUCGCAUUGGCCCUUAUGUUUGUGCUGAAUGGAAUUAUGGAGGAAUUCCUGUGUGGGUUCACAAUCUUCCUGGCGUCGAGAUUAGGACGGCAAAUAAAGUCUAUAUGGAUGAAAUGCAAAAUUUCACUACUUUGAUUGUGAAUAUGGUACAAAAGGAGAAACUUUUUGCUUCACAAGGUGGUCCCAUAAUUCUAUCUCAGAUUGAGAAUGAGUAUGGGAAUGUUAUGUCUGUUUAUGGGGAUGAUGGUAAAGCUUAUAUAGAUUGGUGUGCUAAGAUGGCUGAGUCGUUCAACAUUGGUGUCCCAUGGAUUAUGUGCCAACAACCUGAUGCUCCUCAACCAAUGAUCAAUACUUGUAAUGGAUGGUAUUGUCAUGACUUUGAGCCCAAUAAUCCUAAUAGUCCCAAGAUGUGGACUGAAAAUUGGGUUGGCUGGUUCAAGAACUGGGGUGGGAAAGAUCCACAUCGAACUACAGAAGAUGUUGCCUAUUCAGUGGCAAGGUUUUUUGAAACCGGAGGCACAUUCCAAAACUACUAUAUGUAUCAUGGUGGAACUAACUUUGGUAGAACAGCUGGUGGACCAUACAUUACCACUUCAUAUGAUUAUGAUGCCCCUCUUGAUGAAUAUGGAAACAUUGCACAACCAAAAUGGGGUCACCUAAAAGAACUUCACAUGGUUUUGAAGUCAAUGGAGAAUAGUCUUACUAAUGGAAACGUAUCUAAAACUGAUUUAGGAAACUAUGUGAAGGCUACUAUUUAUGCAACAAAUGGUUCAUCAAGUUGCUUCUUGACCAACAGCAACACUACCACAGAUGCCACGGUAACAUUUAGAGGAAAUACAUAUAAUGUUCCUGCAUGGUCUGUCAGUCUUCUUCCUAACUGUCAAACUGAAGAGUAUAACACUGCCAAGAUAAAUGUUCAAACAUCCAUCAUGGUAAAGAGAAAAAACAAAGCUGAAGAUGAACCAAAGGGUUUGAAGUGGGUAUGGAGAGCAGAGAAUGUUCAUAGUGCUCUGUUGGGGAAAUCAAAUGUCUUUCAAAAUACAAUUGUUGAUCAAAAAAAUGUUGCUAAUGAUUCCAGUGACUACCUUUGGUACAUGACAAGGCUUGAUAUUGAUCAUAAGGAUCCAGUUUGGACAAAAAAUAUGACUCUUAGGAUUAAUGGCACUGGCCAUGUAAUUCAUGCAUUUGUCAAUGGAGAACAUAUUGGUUCCCAUUGGGCUACAUAUGGAAUUCACAAUGAUCAAUUUGAGACUAAACUAAAGUUGAGGCAUGGCAGGAAUGAUAUCAGUCUUCUUAGUGUUACCGUAGGACUUCAGAAUUAUGGGAAAGAAUUUGAUAAAUGGCAAGAUGGACUUGUUAGUCCUAUCGAGAUUAUUGGUAAAAAUGGUGAUGAGACCAUAAUUAAAGAUCUAUCAUCACACAAGUGGACAUACAAAGUAGGGUUACAUGGUUGGGAAAACAAUUUCUUCAGUCAAGAUUCACUCUUUGCAUCUUCCAAAUGGCAAUCUCAUCAUCUACCCAUUAAUAGGAUGUUCACUUGGUACAAGACAACUUUCCAACCUCCUCUAGGAUCAGACCCUAUUGUGGUUGACUUGCAAGGUAUGGGAAAAGGUUAUGCUUGGGUGAAUGGUCAUUCUCUUGGUCGAAUUUGGCCUAGUUAUAAUGCAGAUGAAGAUGGUUGUAGUGAUGAUCCUUGUGACUAUCGUGGUGAAUAUACCGACACAAAAUGUGUUACCAAUUGUGGCAAACCCUCACAAAGAUGGUACCAUGUUCCUCGUGACUUUAUUGAAGAUGGUGUGAACACAUUAGUUUUGUUUGAGGAAAUUGGUGGUAAUCCAUCACAAGUAAAUUUCCAAACAGUUAUUGUUGGAACUGCUUGUGGAAAUGCCUAUGAAAAUAAGACAUUGGAAUUGUCCUGCCAUGGUCGUUCUAUCUUGGAUAUAAAGUUUGCAAGUUUUGGCAAUCCACAAGGUGUAUGUGGAUCAUUCACUAAGGGCAAUUGUGAAAGUAUUAAUGAUUCUUUGUCCUUUGUGAAAAAUGCAUGUGUUGGCAAGGAUUCAUGCUCCAUUGAUGUUUCAGAAAAAACAUUUGGGCCAACAAACUGUGGAAAUAUGGUGAAGAGGCUAGCUGUUGAGGCUAUUUGUGAGGACUUAUAGUAGGAUACAUAAAUUAUAGGAUCUAGUUUAGGAGUUAUUUAGAUUUUCUUUAAUUUUGGUGAUCUUUGCAAGUUUAAAUAAAGUUUAUGAAGUUGAAACUCUUCAUGUUUUUCAUUAUGAAAAUAUAAAUAGAAUUAGCCAUUAUAUAUUUA
This is a messenger RNA of Trifolium pratense (red clover), 2875 nucleotides long. RefSeq names its product beta-galactosidase 15-like. Gene Ontology annotation, molecular function: beta-galactosidase activity; carbohydrate binding. Gene Ontology annotation, biological process: carbohydrate metabolic process. The record is from RefSeq and is a predicted model, not a curated record. Lineage: Eukaryota; Viridiplantae; Streptophyta; Magnoliopsida; Fabales; Fabaceae. Gene Ontology annotation, cellular component: cell wall; vacuole. The coding region runs from base 234 to 2723 and encodes 829 amino acids. The transcript has 17 exons.